AUGAAUAAGCCAUACCAACGCAAAGCUCCGAUCGACACCAUUUCCAUCGAGUUCAACGACUGGAUAUGGCCAAAAUGGGCAACAUCGGCUUCGCCAGCUGUUGCGAGCGCUGAAGUGCUGGACCUAUGGUUUCAGGCCUGCCAGGAUGUCCGCGGAAUGGUCUGCGGUGGCAAGAAUCCUCGUCUUUACGCAGAAAACGAGUGCCCGAAGGUGCCUUUGGAGAGAAGCGCCUUGUCAACACUAGGUACUCCUAUCCCUGCCGGGGAGUCGCUUCCCAGAUUUUUCCCGGCCAGGCCUGAAGGACGGUCCAGAGAGAACAAGGUCACACUCAAGUUUGCGUUCAUGGCUCUGACGUACAUCUUCUUCCGCGAGCGACUCUCACCCAAGCCAUCGACAAUGAAUAUCGACGAGGCAAAAGCGUGUUUGCAAACGCUGAAGGGUGAUUUGGAAACAAUCUUGAGCAUACCGGCGAGCGAAGCGCAGGCGGCAAGGGAGGCACUCCGCUCAUUGAUUGAGCACUUGAUUCUCGUCGAGUACAAAGUAGCCGCCGAGAAAGCAGAUGACAAGGAGAUCAGCGGGGGCAAUGAUUUGCCCAAAAUCCCCCUGAUCAGAGUCAAACGGCCUUUGCCGGCGGCCUCGCGUAUCGACAGUAAUGGACGCAUGCUCUUGGCAAUAUUUGGAAGAUGCUUAGCAAAGACUGUCGAGUGCAGCAGGAUCGUGAUGCCCGAGCGGCGAUUGCUGGAGCUGCUAGACGAGGCGGGGCGGGCUUUCACCGGUUACAGGGACAAUUGCACCGCACCGCAGGGGUUGGAGAGCUACCAUGUCGUUCGCUGGCUAUAUGACUGGCGGAUGAAUAGAGAGGGAAAACUUGACGAAGACGAGCUGAUGCUUUGGGCUCUCACGGGGAAACAAGCCCGGUAUUCUGGCACCCUUGCACAACUGAUCAGCAACGUGAAACUAGCCCAUGACAGGCUGUUCAGUCAAUAUGCAUUGGCUGAGAAGCUGUACGGAGAUUUGAGUGCCAUCCGUGCUGUUGCAUCGAGUGUUGAGAUCAGAGAAGCAAUUGACAAGGCCAUUUGGUAUCAGGGCAGUCGGUGUGGGAUACCGUUCUGUAAUUUCGUCAACUUCAGCUACUAUCCCCCAGCGAAUGAGGUGCCUAAAGGCUGGCAGCCGCUGAAGAAGUUCCAGAAGCUCAAGGCCAAGCAGGAAAGACUGACACAAAAGUUUCAACGGGACCUGAUGACCGUCUCGUUUGCGACAAGACUCAAAAUUGAGUUGGACCGCAGGAGCGAGGAUGCCGCUGCCAAGAAGAAAACGGGGGCUGCCAUGAAGGCCGAACAGAAAAGCCGCUGUGGACAAGAUCAAUGA
This is a messenger RNA of Pyricularia pennisetigena, 1368 nucleotides long. RefSeq lists its product as uncharacterized. Lineage: Eukaryota; Fungi; Ascomycota; Sordariomycetes; Magnaporthales; Pyriculariaceae. Bases 1 to 1368 code for a protein of 455 amino acids. The transcript has a single exon. The record is from RefSeq and is a predicted model, not a curated record.